Molecule: messenger RNA, 517 nt
Organism: Batrachochytrium dendrobatidis JAM81
Lineage: Eukaryota; Fungi; Chytridiomycota; Chytridiomycetes; Rhizophydiales
Exons: 2
Coding region: 17-517 (166 amino acids)
Biological process (GO): translation
Cellular component (GO): ribosome; cytosolic large ribosomal subunit
Molecular function (GO): RNA binding; structural constituent of ribosome
Source: RefSeq, a predicted model, not a curated record
AACUGCCACAAACCCUAUGAAAGAGCUUCGUCUCGAGAAGCUCUGUCUCAACAUUUGUGUUGGUGAAUCUGGAGAUAGACUCACUCGUGCUGCCAAAGUGCUCGAACAAUUGACUGGUCAGCAGCCCGUCUUCUCCAAGGCCCGUUACACUGUUCGUACCUUUGGUAUUCGUCGUAACGAGAAAAUCUCUGUCCAUUGCACUGUUCGCGGUCCCAAGGCUGAGGAAAUUCUUGAGCGUGGCCUCAAGGUCAAGGAGUAUGAGCUCAAAAAGAGCAACUUCUCUCAGACUGGCAACUUUGGCUUUGGUAUCCAAGAGCACAUUGAUCUUGGAAUUAAAUACGAUCCUUCGAUUGGCAUUUACGGUAUGGAUUUCUAUGUCGUUAUGGGCCGUCCAGGACUCAAGAUCGCCAACAAGAAGCACAAGCGUGGACGUGUUGGUGCACCCCACCGUGUUACCAAGGUUGAGACUGAGAACUGGUUCAAGAAGAGAUUUGACGGAAUCCUCCUCAAAAAAUAA